Xylona heveae TC161 is the source of this 814-nucleotide messenger RNA. RefSeq lists its product as hypothetical. The coding region runs from base 252 to 494 and encodes 80 amino acids. NCBI's taxonomy places the organism in Eukaryota, Fungi, Ascomycota, Xylonomycetes, Xylonales, Xylonaceae. The record is from RefSeq and is a predicted model, not a curated record. The transcript is spliced from 2 exons.
CGAUGCAAAGGCCUGUAUGGUACUUUGUCCCCGUUCUCUACGAGCGAUUAUUUGAAAAUAAAACUCCGUGAGAACCGAAGGUGCCCCUGGCUUGGGUUGGUCUGACAACAGGGAAACCCUCAGCUCAGGCCGACAUAAGACUCACAUUUUCUUCCCCAUUUACCCUCAUUGGAGACGACAGAUACUAAAGAAUUGACAUGAAACAAGGCCGAUAUAUUAUAAUUCGGAAAGAAAAGCAGAUAAUUCCUCAAAUGCCGCUGGCAACUUCAAUCCUCUUAGCUGGACCUAGACUGGCGUGCAAAAUUAAUGCGAAUUUUGAGGCAGAAAAGGAGCGAGAGCACUUGCAGCGUGAAGCACAUCACCACAUCAGGCCCUCCAGCGCUUCCCACUCCAGAAAUCAUGUGGGAGGAGGUCUGAUACCAUUUUCAUUUCAUUCUGCGUCUAAAGAUAAGAAGAAAUCAGAGAAUCUACGAGCUGCGGAAGCGGAUCGAUGAGCACGGACACUGAUGCAUUGCGAGGGUCUAAUAAGUUCUCUUCCGCGGGAUAUAAUUUCCCGAACGGCCAAUUCAAACUACCAAGACCUUGGUCGACCGCGAGAUGAUGAAAACUAAAUGCACAUCUCAGUCCUCAGAAAUAGGGUUAGAGGAGAUAGCGCUUCAGCGAAUAUCUAAUAAAUAAUUUUGUUUGUCCGUCAUGCAUCUGGCGUUUAGAACUUUUGUGAAAAGAGACGGGCCAGAGGUAUAUUAUAUGGUGGAAGAGCCAAAUUCAAUUAUCUGACCAACGGAAACUCAUUAACAGAGCCGCUGCCCUCCAA